Alternaria atra is the source of this 930-nucleotide messenger RNA. RefSeq lists its product as uncharacterized. NCBI's taxonomy places the organism in Eukaryota, Fungi, Ascomycota, Dothideomycetes, Pleosporales, Pleosporaceae. Bases 1 to 930 code for a protein of 309 amino acids. The record is from RefSeq and is a predicted model, not a curated record. The transcript has a single exon.
AUGUCACGAGCAGAAAAGAUGGAGGCCCGGGAGCGCGAGAUUGUCGAAGCCAUCGCCAACGUUCAAGACGAAGCUACCCAGAUCGACAUCCUCAUGAAGAAGCGAAGAUGCUUCGGACCCGCCCUGGACGGAGAGAGCAAAUUCUAUCCAAUCGUGCAAGACUAUGUGAACAGCGAUGUCAAGUCAGAAGACGCUGCAAAGAAACUCCUCACACCCAUCAACGACGCUAUUCUGCAGAACAGAAAGAACCUAAACUUGCUCGACCUCUGGUACUCGAUAAUCCACUCAGCAAAACGACUCCCUUUCCGGGAUACUACCGGCCUCAAUAAACUCGUCACCCUCAUCAAGGCAAUAAAAUCUAGCUUUCCGCCCCCAACAGCCAAAGACCAAGACAUCUACACGUGCCUACGCGACUUCGGCAUGGCUGCCCGCGAGACUAUGAAUGAUUCUCCAGGUUGCGGCUCCGGCUACCUGCUCCCAGAAGUACACGCCUACACUAACAUGAUCUACUUCUACGCUCUCCUGACGGUUGAGGAAGUCAGGAACUUUUGGAUCUAUUGCAUCUGGGAAAUGCGCAGCGCACUCGAGACUCCACACGAAGACGACGCGCCAGAUGGGUCUCACCACAGCGGAACGGCAAUACAAAAGUACAAUGCUACUAUUCCUUCAGCCGCGGUGUGGAUCUUUGCUGCGGGUAAGCAGAUUUACGAAAGGGAGUACGAUCUCACUCCGAAAAGUAAAACGGAGGGCAAUCCAGGUAAAGGCGGACCGCUGUGGGAAGGGAAGCCAGAAUUCAGUAAGCAGAGGUGGGCGCUCUGGAAGAAGAGGUUUGGAGAACUUGCUGACAUGGAGGGCUUGACGGAAGAGGUCAAGGGCAUUGCAAAAGAGGCUACUGAGGCUAUGGAUAGAAUUGAUGGUGGGGCAAAGUAG